This is a messenger RNA of Cryptomeria japonica (Japanese cedar), 1278 nucleotides long. RefSeq lists its product as uncharacterized. Gene Ontology annotation, biological process: fluoride transmembrane transport. NCBI's taxonomy places the organism in Eukaryota, Viridiplantae, Streptophyta, Pinopsida, Cupressales, Cupressaceae. Gene Ontology annotation, cellular component: membrane. The record is from RefSeq and is a predicted model, not a curated record. Bases 170 to 1147 code for a protein of 325 amino acids. Gene Ontology annotation, molecular function: fluoride transmembrane transporter activity. The transcript is spliced from 7 exons.
UCUUAGGGAGGUGUUAUCUGAAAAACGAAAGAAGCGUGUAAGAUUAAUUUCCGGCGGUGCGACAGAGUUGGACUUGGACAGAUCUGGAGAUUCCUUUAGGCAAUAUUCGAGGCCGGCUGCAUCUUUGCUUUCAAAACAAGAGGUUAAUCGAAAGAAAUGUUCACAUGUCAUGGAAUAUAUAAUGAUCCUUUCUUAUCUUGGAGUGUUUGGAAUUAUUGGAGUCCUUAUAAGGUAUGGAUUACAAAUAUUAUUUGGACCAAAUGUAGCGAAUGUGACAAAUAAAAAUACUGCUCUUUAUAUUGAUCUUCCUUCAAAUAUGGUUGGAAGCUUUUUCAUGGGAUGGGUUGGAGUUGCAUUCAAAAGAAAUAUUUCUAUUUUCUCUGAAGCAUUGGCCAUUGGACUAUCAUCGGGAUUGAUGGGAAGCAUUACUACAUUUACAUCUUGGAUCCAAGCAAUGGUAAACCUAGCAACUAAAGGACAUUGGAUAACUGGAAUUUUUGGUCUUCUUUUAGGUAUGGAAUUGGCCCAAAUGUCACUUGAACUAGGGAUUGAAUCUACAAAGCUAAUUACGUAUGCUCAUAUUCAAAUAAAGAAGAAACAACUUGCCUUGACAUGGAUGCCAUCUAGUGAACACUAUCAAUGUGGUUUAUAUGGUUUUAUCUUGUUUAUGUUCAUCUUUGCAAUAUUAUGGGGAGGAAGCCUUGUUUUAUUAGUGUUUAAUUUUACAUCCCAACAUAAGGCAAAAUUGUGGAUGGCUUGUAUGGUUGGACCAUUUGGAGUAUGGGCAAGAUGGUAUAUGGCACGCCUCAAUGGACAAGGAAUUGGAGCAAAAAAACACUUAAAAUGGCUGCCAAUAGGAACAUUGCUUACGAAUCUCAUGACAAGCAUUGUUAUGGCUGCAUUAUCAACAAUUCACCAAGUGGUUAAGGAUCGUACAGGAAAAAUUGUGAUAGAAUCCCUUCAACUUGGUUUUCUAGGGUGCAUGAGUACUGUCUCUGCAUUUGUAGUAGAAGUUCGAGCCAUGCAUCAAAGCAAUCACUCCUGGAGGGCUUAUGUAUAUAUAUUAUUGUCUUUAUUUCCAGCAUUUAUUUUUGGAAUUUUGAUAUACUCAAUACCAACAUGGUCUAGAGGUUACUCUCAAACAUAAAAUAUGCAAUGUUUUUUAAUAAAUUUAAAAUCCAUACAAUUAUUUGAUUUGUUUACUAAAUGUAUUUUGGUUUUUUAAAAAGCCAACUAAUACUUUUAUGAUAAAUCAUUUAUGUAAAAGAGAUAUUUUAA